Molecule: messenger RNA, 2850 nt
Organism: Kwoniella botswanensis
Lineage: Eukaryota; Fungi; Basidiomycota; Tremellomycetes; Tremellales; Cryptococcaceae
Exons: 13
Coding region: 1-2850 (949 amino acids)
Cellular component (GO): nucleus
Molecular function (GO): RNA polymerase II CTD heptapeptide repeat phosphatase activity
Source: RefSeq, a predicted model, not a curated record
AUGUCCGACAUCCCGACCCAGCUCUCCCUACCCCCCACACUCCCUUAUCCAAUCACUGUCACCCGACUGCUCGUCUCGCCCGGCAGCUCCGUCAAGAGGGGCAGUCCUCUCCUAGAAUACUCUUUCAUGUCCAAAGAGCAGCGCGAGGCUAUAUCGAAGAGGGAGAAAGAAGGUCGAAGAGCAGAUAUAUCCAAAGGCGAGAUCGAAGGCGAUGAUGGCUCGGGGACAUGGGACUGUCUGGUUGAUGGUGAUGUAGCAGGAUGGGAGGGCUGGGUCAAAGUGGGAGUGAAGAUUGAAAGAAGACAAUCAAGUCAAGCACUCCUGAAUGUCCAUCAGCCGUGCUCGCAUCCUGUUCAAUUACAUGGAAUGUGUGGGGUAUGCGGUGCAGAUCUAACAGAGGACGACUAUCUCUCUAUACCUGCUCAAGCAGGUAGUUCGAGUCAAGCUGGACCUUCAAGAGGGUUCGAAGUAACCCACGACUCGAUGGGUGUGACAGUAUCUAAGAACGAAGCACACCGACUAGAUAACCUAACUCGAGAUGCGCUUUUAUCCUCACGUAAACUAUCAUUAAUUGUUGACUUAGAUCAAACUAUCAUCCAUACCACUGUCGAUCCAACAGUAGCAGAAUGGAUGGACGAGAUCGAUCAGUAUAAUCGCGAAACGGAAUCUGCUGCACUACCACAGGAUCCCCAGGAUCAACGUUCGACCACUCCUCCAGCCUUACCUCCUGAUACAAGUAAUACAAUCAGUACUACCCCACCUACAUCUCCUCAUAAUGCCAAUGCAACCUUGCCUCAACUCACACCUUCUCCACCUAGAGAACGGAAUCCCAAUACCGAAGCUCUGAAGGACGUAGCUAGAUUCCAAAUCGCCGAUGACCUCCCUCCGGGAUAUGUGAAACCCAAAAAUAGAUCAGGUAGAGAACAGAUUGUACAGAUGCAAGGUAGAUGGUAUUUCACUAAACCUAGACCCGGAUUGCAGAAAUUUCUGGACGAGAUGUCAGAAUUAUACGAGAUGCAUGUAUACACGAUGGGAACAAGGUCGUAUGCAGAUGCGAUUUGCAAUGUCAUUGAUCCGGAUGGGAAAAUUUUCGCAGGGAGGAUUUUAAGUAGGGAUGAGAGUGGAAGUUUCAGCUCAAAAAACCUGAAACGACUGUUUCCUACCGACACGUCCAUGGUGGUAGUCAUAGAUGAUAGGUCAGACGUUUGGGCGGAUUGUCCCAAUCUGGUGAAGGUGGUUCCGUACGACUUCUUCCUCGGGAUCGGAGACAUAAACUCUUCAUUUCUGCCCAAAAACAAAUCUACCCCACCGCCCUCAUCCACAGCCACUUCUCCGACAGCCGCUUCAUCGCCCGCUUCCUCCUCUGACUUGUCGACUCCACCACCAGCUACCCCUGAAGACGUGCCGUCGGUCGAAGAUGGCUUGUUGCUGAAAGCUAAGCUACUGGAUGAUUUGAGCGAGAGUAGACCAUUGGCUAAGAUGCAGGAGAAAUUGGAGCAUGAUAUGCAACCAGAUGGAGAAGUAGAUAUUGCAGACAUCCUUCCAAUCGGUGUCAAGUCAGACACCGACGAAGUUGAGCGUUUGUCAACUGAGCGGACGGCUCCUAAUGGUAAAGUGGAACAGCAGGAAGACGCGAGCGAACCUACACCGAGCCCUACAACAUCAUCAACACCACCUCGACCUAGGAAACCACUUUUGAAUCCAAAUGAUUACGAGCUGCUUAGAGUAUCCGAUAUCCUCACUGAGAUUCAUCAUCGAUUUUACCGGGCAUUCGAUUCUCUUGAUUCGUGGGAUCCGAGCACAUCGCUACCUAUGAGUUGCGAUGUCGAGUUCAUCAUUCCCGAGUUGAAAUCGAAAGUGUUGGAGGGGUGCAACCUAGUAUUCAGCGGCUUGAUACCUCAAGCUGUCAAUCCUGAGACAACCGAGAUAUGGCAAACUGCCGAAACGUUUGGUGCCCUCUGUUCACUGUCUGUUCACCCACGUAUAACCCACUGUGUGACUGCUACCCUCAAUACCGAGAAGACUUAUCGAUCAAGUAGAUUACCUGACGUUAAGAUAGUUUGGGCGAAUUGGUUCUGGGAUAGUAUAGCCUUGUGGAAUAGGCAGGACGAGAACAAGUAUCUCGCGCAGAAGGAGAAGCAAAGGCAGGAUCCCAUUACACCAGUUUCAGCUGAAGUAGUUGAGAAUACGAAUCGAAAUGGGAGUAAUGGGGAAUCAUCCUUGGUCCAAAGCGUGGAUGGUAUAGACCCAAAAGAGAAAAAGAAUGGUGAUUAUGAUGGAUUAGAUGGUCCGAGAGAGGAAGAAGAAGAACAUGAAGAUAUGGACGAUGAUGCUCAAGUGGGGAAAGGGUGGGACGAAGGUGCAGAUGCGGAGUGGGACGCAUUCAUGGCUGAAGACGAUGAUGAUGAAGGGUAUGGCACGGAUAAUGGGAGUGUUAGAUCUGUUAAUACUGCCCCCUCAACACCUAGCAAGAAGAGAGUGAGAUAUGCGGAUGAAGAGAGUUUGCCUUUGGAAGAUUUCAAGGAUCCAUCGCCUACUGACCCAGAUGAUCAACCUGCCAAAAGACGUAAACCAUUGUUACUUGAAGCUGCCACUGAAAAUGAUCAGAUACCCGCUGAGAAUCGAUUCCAGUAUAAAGACAAGGCGAAGGAUAAAGGAAAAGGAACAGGAAAGCCAGAUGAUAGUCAUGUAUCAGUCGUGUCUCAAGGAGAAGAAGAAGACAAAGAUGUGGAUGAGCAGAGUGUAGCUGGGACUGAAGGUACGGAAGGUACAGAACAAGAUGAGUUCGCUAUGAUGUUGAUGGAUAGUCUGGCUAAUGGUGAUGAAGACGGGAGAGGAGAAGAAGAGUAA